Caenorhabditis remanei is the source of this 2853-nucleotide messenger RNA. RefSeq lists its product as uncharacterized. The coding region runs from base 1 to 2853 and encodes 950 amino acids. The transcript has 6 exons. The record is from RefSeq and is a predicted model, not a curated record. NCBI's taxonomy places the organism in Eukaryota, Metazoa, Nematoda, Chromadorea, Rhabditida, Rhabditidae.
AUGCCGACGUUCAAACUGGAAGAAAUGGAUGAGGACGUGCCUUAUGGCGGCGAUAACGAUAUGUACUUCAGGCAGUGGCGGAUACCGUCGAUGAAACCGGUGUUGGAUGAGAAACUAGACCGAGACUUCCUGGAAGCGGUGACAAAAAAAGACGAAUUAAUGCGAAAACGGGCGGAAAGACGUCAACAACACAGUCAGAAAUUCGAUAAAAAGUUUGAAGAUCUCGUAAAAGCGAUGAGUGAGGCGUCCGUAGACAAGAAGCAGAAGGAGAAUGUUCCAUUCGUUCGGAAAGCGACAGAAAUGGAAUUAAAGCAAAGGAGAGACGAGUUGGAGAUGGAAUUCGCGUCGCCUAGCUCCACGGCGAAGAUGGUGCCGUUUGUGGCGAGAUCCCGCCCCCGCGUCAAUCCGGUAUUCGGCGAAAAAAUGGUCGGCAUGAAGAAUCUAGUGCUGACUCCGCCCCCACCAUCAGCCACAACACCAAAAGAGCCGAAUUUCAGUGCCCACGAAACAGUAUUCUAUCCGCAAACCCACGAUUCGUUCAAUCUGGAUCAUUACAACGGUUCCAGACCGUCCUUCGCAUUCUCAGGGAUUCAAGGAGCCACAUCGACGCCAGUUUCAAAAGGAAAGGUAUUCAGUGGAGCCGCAAUUCAAGAGGAAGACGGAGAUGAUAGCGUUUUUGAGCACUCGAAAUAUGUGACGGCGAUGGAGUCACCGAUACAGAAGGCCUCGGUCCCGAUUUCCAGUCAAAAAUCUCAAAAACCGGCUGAAAAACCACUUUUUUCGACUCAAAUUGCUCCAGAAGCUUCAAAAUCUCAAUCUUCAUCGCUUUUUGCUCAAAAACCUGCUGAAAGUGAUCAAAAUGCUGCUCCAGAUGCCUCAAAACCCGUUGGAACUUCUAUUCUCGGUCAAAAACCGCGUUUUUCGUUUCCAGUUGCUCCAGAAGCCUCAAAACCUGCUCCAGAUCUCUUAAAACCCAUUACCACAUCGCUUUCCGCUCCAAAACCUGCUGAAAAUGCCCAAAAUUCGAGUGGAACAUCGACUUUUGGACAAAAACCUGCUCCAGAUCUCUCGAAACCUGUUGGCACACCGCUAUUCGCUCAAAAACCAGCUGAAAGUGCUCAAAAUUUGGCUCCAGAUGCCUCAAAACCUGUCGCAACGUCUAUUUUCGGUCAGAAACCUGCUGGAAAUACUCAAAAUCCGAGUGGAACAUCGAUUUUUGGUCAAAAACCACUUUUUUCGGCUCCAAAAGCUUCAGAAUCGGCUGAAGCAGCUUCAAAACCGACUGGAUCUCAAACAACAUCGAUUUUCGCUCAAAAACCUGGUUUAGAGGCAUCAAAACCAGUUGGAGCAUCGGUGUUUGCUCCAAAAACGGCUCCAGAUCUCUCCAAACCCGUUGGAACAUCGAUUUUUGGUCAAAAACCACUUUUUUCGGCUCCAAAAGCUCCAGAAUCGGCUGAAGAAGCUUCACAACCGACUGGAUCUCAAACUGCAUCGAUUUUCGCUCAGAAACCCGUAACGUCUGCACUUUCUUCCACUCCAAAUACCUCAGAAUUCUGGAAACCGAAAGUUGCACAAAUUCCUGCUGUUAUCCCAUCAAUUUUUGGCCAAAAAACCACUCCAGAAUCCAAAAAGCCACCUGUAACAUCGAUACUCGACCCAAAACCUCCUCGAAGUGGAAUGUUCACGUCUUCAACGGAUCAAAAACCAUCUGUAAACCUGUUUGGGUCCAAUUCCGGUUGGGGAUUCCCCACAAAACCUGCUUUAAAGUCGACUAGCGCUGAAACACCGCCAGAUUCACCGAAAGGGUCACCAAAAGGAUCGAAAAAUCUGCCAUUUGCCAAGGAAAUUGCGACGAAACCCGCUGAAAACGACGCAAUUUUCGGUCAAAACGAACCUUUUGUUCCAUCGAUACCGGCUGAAAAACCCGCUGAAAAAGAGGCUCCAGAAGCUCCGAAUAGAUCCAUCACCCCACCACUCCGUGUCCCUUCUCGCCCAUUCAUCCUCUUCAAAAACUACAUUGGCCUUCUGAAGACGUUGAACGAGGAGAAGAAAACCUUCGAAACGUCGUCAGACCCUCAAUUCAGGUCUCUUGUCAAACGAACGAUCACAGAGAAGGUUACGAUAUUCACGGAGCGUCAGACGUCUUCUGAUGGCCGCGCUGAGAUUCUGGAGUUCUUUAAAACGAUGCUUCAGAAGAAGGAGGUGCAAGGAUUCGCUGUGAUUGGCAAGGCGCCGAAAUUUAAAUUGGCGAAAGAUGAGGAGGUCAACUAUGCGGUUCAGUGUAUUGUUGAUAAGUAUAUUUCUCUGGCCGAACUCGACGAGGAACUCGCUCCCACCAUCUCCGACCUGAUCUCCCGUCUGUCUGCAGUAAUCCGACGUGUCGAGAAGGUGUUCAUCGUCCAGAUGUUCAACAAAUCGACACUUUUACGACAGAAUCCAGAAGAAUGUCUCCAGAAGUUUGUGGAACACUCGACGGCUGAGAAUAGUGAUGAGAAGGCGAUCGAAUGGACACAGGAAAGGGCACUCGUCACACUGUUUUUCACCGUUUUCGCGAAAAACGCAUUCAUCUCAACGAAAGGCCGAAAAAUGGUGCUAAGUGACGAGUUGUUGUGGAAAUACGUGGAAACGACGAUGGCUCACGUCCUGGAAGUGCCAAAAGCCUCGUUCGUCCUGUUGCAAUUGAUUACGACUUGCAAGCCACGCCUCCACGCCGACGAGGAUCGAUUCACCGAAAUGUUGAUGACGAUCGAGACGGAGGUGCUCCCGGAGCUCGACGAGAAUCCAUUCGAUGGAGAUGAGGCGGUGAUCAGCCAGUUGGGACAGAUGGUUCGACACUUGUCAGCAGGAAAAUAG